AUGAACAUUAAUAACUAGUUACUAAAGAUUGUUCAAGAUGUAUUAAUUAUACACUAUCUAUAGAUUCAAUUAACAAUUAAGAGUGAUUUUGAUCUCAAACCUAAUCUUGAUGAAUUGAUCAUAAUAUUAAGAGAAUAAGUGACAAUUCUGAUUGAAUUAGUACAACAACAAAAGAGUCUUGAUUAUGAUUAAUUAGAGAAAGCAGUUCAGAAGGCAGAAGCUGAAAUUAGAAACCAUAUUAGAGUAAUUAGCCACUACAUACUAUUUUAGGUCGAAUAGUAAAUGAAAUUAUUUUCAGAUAGUCUUUAAGAGAAGAUAGAUUAAUUAGAAAUGGAAAAAUAAGAAUUACUUGAUAAAGUAUUAAAUAAUCAUUCUAAAGUAUAAGAAUAAAACACUUCUUUAAAGUCAAGAACGAAAGAUUUCUUCAUAAAAUGGCACUAGAGAAUCAAGUCCUAGUUUAUUUAAGAAAUCUUACAUUUUAGGCAAUUAGGUUUAUAAUAGAUAAUAGGGAACUUCACAAGACAACUAUGUUUCAGUCAUAUAAAAUUGUAAUAGUCAUUAGACAAGAGAAAAACGAAGCUCUGGUACCUAACAUUCAUACAUAAUGAUGAAAAAUAUGUAUGAGAUCAUGUAUAUCCUUUUAGUCGUCAAAAAAUCAAUAUGAAUUCAUCAUAAGAAAAAAUAACUGAUAAAAGUUCUACUCUUCUUAAAUCUUAAAAUGGCUCCUCACUUAUUAAGAUGUAUAAUAUUUAGAAAUUAAUCAUCAAAAAUCAAUAAGAUAAAAAUUUAUAACAAUUGAAAAAGUACAAUAAUAUUCUAUCUUAAGUUAAACUCUAAAUCAAAUUUUAGAUGAUUCUUAAGCCACAAAAAAGAAACCUUGA
This is a messenger RNA of Paramecium pentaurelia, 881 nucleotides long. The record is from the annotation of a GenBank genome assembly. Lineage: Eukaryota; Ciliophora; Oligohymenophorea; Peniculida; Parameciidae.